Cercospora beticola is the source of this 804-nucleotide messenger RNA. RefSeq lists its product as uncharacterized. The record is from RefSeq and is a predicted model, not a curated record. Lineage: Eukaryota; Fungi; Ascomycota; Dothideomycetes; Mycosphaerellales; Mycosphaerellaceae.
AUGCAAGACCAUUGUCGGAGUCCUGCCAGCACCACAGAUCCAAACUGCGGCUACCCAAUCUACGCGGGCUCAGGAGGCGUCUGCUUCAAUGGACCAGGAACCAAAUCGACAUUCAUGAUCCAAUUCUGCUGCGGCACUGGCGAUUGUACUGCAGCAGGUGCCAGUAAGCGGGAUGACAAUUCCGCUGUUGCCUCAAGCGUAGUCCUGCGAGACAUCAACGACAACAUCCUCGUUCCCCAAUCCGUUGGUGACAGCGCCGGCGAGAAAAUGGACAUCUUCAUGGAAGACCUCGGACUCAACUCUUCCACCGUAUUACUCGCACGAUCGACCACUGGCGCUCCAAUAUUCAAAGUGGGCCACGAGGAGUAUGAGGACAACCAUCAUGCCAUCACCAAACGCGACUGUGACACUUUCAUCGCAGACGGUGCUCCUUACACCAAGACCGGAGACGUCUCCACACAGAUCGGAGGGUACAUCUGCGGUGAUGCCGUCACGGUCGGCAUCACGAACGAAGUCAGCGUCAGCCAGACAACGACCUUCAGCGCCUCCGUCGGCGAUCCCUUUGGCGUUGUCUCAGCAUCAGUCGGAUUCGAAGUCGAGGAAUCAGCGAGUCAAUCCACCACUUACGAAUUCACGCCUUUGCCAGGACAAUGUGGACAUGUUGCGUUCACUCCCUUCUAUACCUGCACGAGUGGAACCAUCACGGGCUGUGAGGGCGGUGACCAGAAUGGCGAGGUGUGCACGGCGAAGCGCGUUAGUGACGACCGUAUCGAUGGAGCCUAUUCUUUUGCGCAGACCGAGUGA